Molecule: messenger RNA, 3377 nt
Organism: Megalobrama amblycephala (Wuchang bream)
Lineage: Eukaryota; Metazoa; Chordata; Actinopteri; Cypriniformes; Xenocyprididae
Gene: mcc
Product: MCC regulator of WNT signaling pathway
Exons: 19
Coding region: 16-3069 (1017 amino acids)
Molecular function (GO): calcium ion binding
Source: RefSeq, a predicted model, not a curated record
UGCAGCUGCUGAAGUAUGGAGCGUGUGUUUGUGCGCGCGCCCCAGCGCGUGUUCAUGAUGGCGGCGGAGGUGAGCGGCAGCAGCGGCAGCAGCGACUCGUCCAGCACCGCGGAGGAGGAGCGCGUGCGGCGGCUCUUCCAGACGUGUGACGGGGAUGGAGACGGGUACAUUAACCGGAAUGAUUUGUUGAUGGUCUGCCGGCAGCUGAACAUGGAGGACUCGGUCGCAGAGAUCAUGGGUCAGCUCGGCGCCGACGAGCAAGGAAAGAUUUCCUUCGAAGACUUCACACGCUGCCGCAUGCAGCUAGUCGGUGAGAUCCGGAAGGAGGAAGGACAGCUGUCGCUCUUCUCCAGCGACUCGGAGAAGAGGAAACUCCGGGAACGCGUCGCCUCCUGGCCGACCAGCAGUGAGAAUAGUUUAGGUGCUCGUGAGAGUUGGGAGUUUGAUUCAGGAGCUCGAGAUUUACAGAGUCCAGACCUGCAGUCCCCGACGCAAGCGCAUCCUCCGCCGCAGAACUCUCCAUUAAUCCAGAAGCUUCUGGAACAGCCUUCAGCGGGGAUACACAAGCUCCUGUCCCAGCCUCCCUCCAGCUGCAGCGGCGCUUUGGGCGGAAGUUACCUGGAACUGGCCAAUACCCUUCAUCUGGCUGCGCUGGCGUCUCUGAAGGGUGACGUGGUGGAGCUGAACCAGCGUCUGCUGCAGACCGAGAGAGAGAGAGAAGUGCUGGAGAAGAGACUGGCCAAAGCACAGUGUGAGCAGUCUCAUCUGCUGCGGGAGCAUGAGGAGGUUCAGGAGAGAACGACGCUGCGCUACGAGGAGCGAAUCACAGAGCUGCACAGCAUCAUCGCAGAACUCAACAAGAAGAUAGACCUGCUGCAGGGCUCCACCAUCAGGGAGGAGGAUGAGUUUUCCGAGCUUCGCUCCGAUCUCAGUCACAGCCAGCAGGAAGUCAACGACGACGACCGGAGCGUCGAUCAGGACCCCGACCAGGCGUCCAUCUCACUGCCUGAAAACCAGUCCACUCUGGUCACUGCGGACAUGGAUAACUGCAGUGACCUGAACUCGGAGCUUCAGCGGGUUUUGACGGGACUGGAGAGCGUCCUGUGCGGCCGUAAGAAGAGCACCUGCAGCCUGUCUGUGGCGGAGGUGGACAGACACAUCGAGCAGCUGACCACCGCCAGCGAACACUGUGAUCUGGCCAUUAAGACGGUGGAGGAGAUCGAGGGCGCUCUGGGCCGUGAUUUCUACCCCAGUCUGUGUGAGGAGCGCGUGCGCUGGGAGAAGGAGCUGGCCGGCCUGCGGGAGGAGAACGAGAGCCUGACGGCGAUGCUGUGCAGUAAAGAGGAAGAUCUCAACCGCACCAAAGCCACCAUGAACGCCAUCCGAGAGGAGCGGGACCGUCUGCGCAGACGCGUCCGAGAGCUGCAGACGCGUCUCCAGAGCAUUCAGCCCGGCGGUCCGUCCAGUCCCGGGCGUCUGACCCCAGCUGGACGUCCCAUCAACCCCAGCACUGGAGAGCUCAGCACCAGCAGCAGCAGCAACGACAUCCCCGUGGCCAAAGUGGCGGAGCGAGUGAAGCUUUCUAAGACACGAUCAGAAUCACUUCCAGCGGAGAGAUCCAUCCUGGGCUCUGAGAUCAGCAGCAUCGGGGUCUCCAGUAAUGUGGCAGAACAUUUGGCUCAUUCCCUUCAGGAUUGCUCCAACAUCCAGGAGAUCUUCCAGACGCUCUACUCGCACGGAUCCGCCAUCUCCGAGAGCAAGAUCCGAGAGUUUGAAGUGGAGACGGAGAGACUCAACAGUCGCAUCGAGCACCUGAAGUCCCAGAAUGAUUUGCUGACCAUCACACUGGAGGAGUGCAAGAGCAACGCGGAGCGCAUGAGUAUGCUGGUGGGCAAAUAUGAGUCCAACGCCACUGCGCUCAGACUGGCCCUGCAGUACAGUGAGCAGUGUAUCGAGGCGUAUGAGCUGCUGCUGGCGCUGGCCGAGAGUGAGCAGGGUCUGGUUCUGGGUCAGUUCAGAGCGGCUGGAGUCAGUGCUGUGGGAGAGCAGGCGGGAGAAGAGAGCAUCACUCAGAUCCUGAAGAAAGCUCACGACAGCAGGAAGACGGCGGAGAACGCGGCCAAAGACCUCCUGACCCGGCUGGACGGCAGCUGCGGCGCGGCGUUCGCGGUGACCGGCUGCAGCGUCCAACCCUGGGAGAGUCUGUCGUCCAACAGCCACACCAGCACCACCAGCUCGACGGCCAGCAGCUGUGACACUGAUUUCUCCAAAGACGACGAGCAGCGGUUGAAGGACUACGUCCAGCAGCUGAAGAACGACCGGGCGGCCGUCAAACUGACCAUGCUGGAGCUGGAGAGCGUCCACAUCGACCCGCUCAGCUACGACGUCAAACCCCGCGGAGACUCGCAGAGACUCGACCUGGAGAACGCCGUGCUCAUGCAGGAGCUCAUGGCCAUGAAGGAGGAGAUGGCAGAGCUGAAGGCUCAGCUGUACCUGCUGGAGAAGGAGAAGAAAGCUCUGGAGCUGAAGCUGAGCACGCGUGAGGCUCAGGAACAGGCGUAUCUGGUGCACAUCGAGCACCUGAAGUCAGAGGUGGAGGAGCAUCAGGAACAGAGACGGCGCUCGCUCAACUCCACCGGCAGCAGCGCUGGAGGAAAAGACAAGAGCGGGAAGGACUCGGGAGAUUCUCCAGCGAUCAGUCUGUCUGAUCUGAGGAGUCUGAGCGACAGCGACCUCGCGGCGGAGCUCACCGGCGCCCUCAGGAGAGAGAAGAAGCUGAAGGGUCGUGUUCAGGAGUUGGUCGCUGCGUUAGAAAGACUCACAAAGAGCAGUGAAGUCCGUCAUCAGCAGUCGGCGGAGUUCGUUAACGACCUUAAACGAGCCAACAGUAAUCUGGUGGCGGCGUACGAGAAGGCCAAGAAGAAGCACCAGAACAAACUGAAGAAGCUGGAGUCUCAGAUGAUGGCGAUGGUGGAGCGGCACGAGACGCAGGUGCGGAUGCUGAAACAGCGCAUCGCUCUUCUGGAGGAGGAGACGUCUCGACCGCACACCAACGAGACCUCGCUCUGAUACACACACACACACACACACACACACUCGUUACGGAGCGCGUUUUGAGGACGCUUGUUACUAUAUUACAGUAUUUCACUGCAGAUUCUUCCAUGAAAACUUCUGGACGGCACUGAUGGAGCAAACACAAACGGCAUCAUGGGCGAUUUCAGACAAAAAUGAUCAUUCGUGAAGUUUCUUCUUCUGAGGAACACAAAAGAAGACAUUUAUCGGGAUGUUCACGCUGCUCUUUUACAUGCAAAAACAGACUGCAAAAAGUUAUUAAAUAUUCCACCAAUCAUACGACAUAAAAAAGUCUUCGCAUGAAA